Messenger RNA from Zophobas morio, 3846 nucleotides. It is a transcript of the gene dpr8, whose product is annotated as zwei Ig domain protein zig-8. Bases 191 to 1039 code for a protein of 282 amino acids. Gene Ontology annotation, cellular component: neuron projection membrane. The record is from RefSeq and is a predicted model, not a curated record. The transcript has 5 exons. Lineage: Eukaryota; Metazoa; Arthropoda; Insecta; Coleoptera; Tenebrionidae. Gene Ontology annotation, biological process: synapse organization.
CGGACGUCUCGUUACGCUUCGAUGUUGCCGUCAUGCUGAAACGUUCCGAUAUAUACAGAGUGACCCAAGUAUGACAUUGGCGUUUUUGUAGAAUUAUUCGGCAAGUUCGAAUAGGUUUUUGUGAGCGUGUAAAAGAUGUGAAAAGUUAUUAAAACUUGUUAUUAGCAAAGUGGAUUCUGUACUUUUUAAAAUGUCUGCUCUCUCUUACUUGCUUCUAGCUCUUCUUCUCGUACACACUUCAGGUGCUGAGGACGGCGGCUCCCGGAAAUUCCGAGAUUUCUUGCAGGAAUGGCCUACACCAGGGACCGGACCUUACUUUGACACGUCAAUAAAUUCUAACAUAACGGGACUUGUUGGCAAAACUGUCUUGCUACACUGCAAGGUGAAAAAUCUUGGAAACCGCACGGUUUCUUGGGUUAGGCACCGUGAUAUUCACUUGCUGACUGUGGGCAGAUACACUUACACUUCAGAUCAAAGAUUUGAAGCCAUUCAUACGCCUCACACGGAAGAGUGGACCUUAAGAAUACGAUACCCUCAACGAAAGGAUAGUGGCAUAUACGAAUGCCAAAUAAGCACUACACCGCCUAUAGGUCAUCCCGUGUACCUCACCAUAGUGGAACCCAUUACAGAGAUCCUGGGAGGUCCCGACUUGUUUAUAAACAUGGGCUCAACUAUAAACUUAACUUGUUUGGUACGUUUCGCCCCGGAGCCCCCACCCAGCAUGUUAUGGGCUCACAAUGCUCAAGUUAUCAACUUUGACUCUCCCAGGGGUGGCAUUAGCCUUGUCACUGAAAAGGGCCAAGUCACGACAAGCCGACUCCUCAUUCAGAAGGCCGUACAAAGUGAUUCAGGACUAUAUACGUGUACGCCGUCCAACGCCAAUGCCGCUAGUGUUAGAGUACAUAUCCUUAAUGGUAUUUUUGUUCCAGGAGAACACCCAGCAGCGAUGCAUCACGGGCGCGGUGCUCUGCAAAGAUUAUCCCAUGCGACCAUCCUCCUCAGUUUGGUGGCCUGCCUAGUAUUGCGCCACCCCACGUAGCGGCAAUUUUAGGUGAUACUUCCACAAAUAACAGACUGAUAUGUGAAUAAUCAGUUUAAAAUAUCUCUCCGUAUAACGCUGCCGGCCAUAGUGAUGGACAUGCUGCGUGUCAGUGAUAUUGAUGAACUGCAUUAAUAUUAGUAAUUACAUUCGUACCUCUGACUAUAAUCGCAUGAAUCUCACGACGUGAUCAUUUCGUUAAUGAUUAAAACGUCAAAACUGAUCACAUGAUGUAGUGGCCCCAUUGUCGUUAUUUACAAUUAGGCACUUUGUAAAUUGCAUGUGAAGACAGACGGGUUCGAAUCCGCGUUUACUGAAAAUUGUUAUGUAUGAAAUUUUUAUAUCCGCGAUGGUCAGUUCUGCCGACUAGUAAAUGCACUUGUCCUAUGUCUGUAAAUUAGUUAGAUACGACCAUUCGAUUAACUUAAAACCAGUGCUCAUUUAUGACGUAUAACUUUAACUGAGAGGAUCAAACGAUAAAAUGAUCGUUGUUUACUUUCGUACCACACUAUAAAUUUUUCUGGUUUCAGUCUGAGGUUCAUGCUAUACAGUCACUAAUUCUAAAAUUCCACAUAUAAAACGCUCUGACAUUUUGUAUAAUUUGUUACGUCAGAGUUUUGUACAUAUCAUAAAGAAAAGCAACGAUUUUCUCUCUUGUACAUACAAAAUUUUGAUAUAGAUAAGGUCGUUUCAAUUUUGUACAUAAACUGUCAUCGAUAAAUGAAAAUAAGCUAUGACAUUUUCAUUAACUGCCAUAAGUAAGAUGUAAUUGUGUUUCCCGUCAAGUUGUUGGUUCUGUCAACGUCUUAGCCUAACCCUUUUAAGCUCCAAUAAUAAUUGAAUUACGUCAGCAUUGCAGGGGUUCACAUGAAGAUCUCUGUGAACAAUCUAACCAACCUUGGCAGUUUCUCAGCUUCUCCAACGUAUUGAAUAAUGGCUUCAAAUGUUUGCAGAACUGGGCAAUCGCAGAUACACCCUUUUAUUACAAAAUAAUGCAAACACACCGUUAGCUUAGUCAGUUUAGACAUUUUGCUACGAAUUAACAAUCCAACUGAAAGAGAACACGUCUCGUCGCAAUAAUAAAAACGGAUCCAUUCGAGUUGAGUUGCCAUUCAAUUAACUUAUUGUCUUCCAUCAGGCGAAAAAAUGCGCAUAUAUUCUGACUUCACUGUUUUCACAGGCUCAGGCAAUUUAUAAAUCAAAUCAUUUUCUUGAAGGCGCAAUUUAUAAAGAUCAUUAGGAGAGAGAAAUCUAGGCGCAGCGAUUCGUCGAUCAUCAAACAUGAAUGUUUGCUAACAUCGAGUUAUGAUAAAUUGAUCUUGGGUUUAAUUAUGCAGGGGAAGGCCGAGAUAUAGUAAAGUAAACAUAAUUCCAUCUCCUCGAGUUUUUAAAGAAACAGAAAACGGUCAUCCUUCAAGAAUAAUAGCUGCAGAAUUGGAAGAUGCAGUUGUUUUUGCCUGAUAUGGCUUUUUCAUAAGACAUUUGUGAUUGAUGUUAUGAAUUCCGAUGCGAAUAUGAUAGACUUUUAUUUUUGAAUGGACCGAAUUGGAAACUGAACAGUUUCCGUUUGCCGUUUAUUGCGAUAAACCCUUCGACAUAUUGGAAUCAUUUAUUUAUUUUCAACAAAUGUUUCGCAGAGUUUAAGUAAAAACUAUAGAAAUAUUUAUGAAUAUUUUCAGUUUCUGUCCGACUAGUCAGAUUUUUUCUUUUGCCUUAAAGGUGUGCUAAUUAAAAUGAGACCCUUUGAUAUCCGGUGACCCAACUUUUAUAAUUUUCGAGUUCGUAAUUUCGAUUGGCUCCUUGCCACCGGCACGUUACCAAUUGUGAACUAAUCUAAAUGCUUUUAAUUUGUUUCCUGUCGCCUGUUUCAAAGGAAUAAUUUUCUCUGAUAUCGCCAAAGACAAUGUCGGAACCCAGAAUUUAUUUGCUCGAUUCUUUUUUCAUUAAAAAUUUCCGGGAUCAGACAAAAUCAAACGUCGAAUUUUUUGCUGUGAAUUUAGACUGCUGGUGGGCAUUUGAGUUUGAAAUAAUUUCAAACUUCUGCUAUGAUUCUUGAGUGUCUGUAUGUUCUUCUUAAUUUCGUAUUUACACUGUUAUUGUCAAAUGCGUCCGCAAAUGUUAUCGAAAUUAAUUCUACAAUAAUUUCUAAGGGCUGAGCUUACCAUAGGUCAAAUAUUAUUGUACCAAACUUCUAAAUGAUUAAAGCAAAACUUUUUCAGACAUCAACGACUGUUAUUCUUUUAUUAUUUUCUUAGAAUACUCAACGUUAUGGGAAACAAACAACUGUUUUAACUUACGUGACUGUUAUUUGUUACUGAAAAAGUAAACAUGGCAGUUUUGUUUCCUGAAGCGGCCAUUGUUCAAUCGUGGAGAAUUAAUAAGGAACCGAUAAAUCGACAAGAACUGAACAACUUCGCGGCACUUAAUGUAAGUUCAUGAUGACAGUUCCAUAAUUGUAUUAAUUGAGAAAGUUUUAAUAAACGCAGAAUUUGUACCUUAAGAACAUCUCGACCUUAUAAUUUAAAGUCUUUCCAUAAAGGUAAAAAAUAUUUGUGAGCUGUUAAUAUGUAAAUAUGUAUAGUUCGUACUUUUGUUUGAAAUGAAUUGCUUAGUUUAUUGUAUGUUUUUGUUAAAUCAUGUGAUUUUUGGUGUGAUAAAACUAAAAUGUAAAAAUAAACGUUUUAUAUAAUUGAUGACCAAAAUUUUAGUGAGAGAUUUAUUAAACGGUAAUAGCUGUUGGGAAAAUUCAAAUUUAUUAAUGGUAUGUAAUAGUGAACUGUAAAUAUAGUCAAUGGAUUCAAUGUUUA